Messenger RNA from Protopterus annectens (West African lungfish), 5147 nucleotides. It is a transcript of the gene NID2, whose product is annotated as nidogen 2. Gene Ontology annotation, molecular function: calcium ion binding. Gene Ontology annotation, biological process: cell-matrix adhesion. Bases 155 to 4321 code for a protein of 1388 amino acids. The transcript has 21 exons. The record is from RefSeq and is a predicted model, not a curated record. Gene Ontology annotation, cellular component: basement membrane. Lineage: Eukaryota; Metazoa; Chordata; Ceratodontiformes; Protopteridae.
UUUGGAUCUGGCUUGGUCACCGAGUCGCGGACAGAGCAGGGCUGUUUGCUCGGGCUGGUGAAACUAUCUGCAGUCAGUAAAACUGAGUUAGUGGAUAGUUUUUUCAAUCUGUGCUUUGUCUAGCUCUCGGGAGUUGAGCGUAGAGAGAGCAACCAUGAGGGGAAAUUACUGCUGUGUACAUGUUGGCAUUUAUUUGCUUAUUUUUCGCACAGCUGCAGCCAUAGUAAGACAGGAACUGUUCCCUUAUGGAGUGCAUAGGGGCGACUUACUUCUGCAGGAUGGUGAUGAUGAAACAUCAGAAGUUGUUAAACUGAAGACUCCUUUUACGUUCUUUGAAGCACAGUUCAGGGAGCUAUAUGUGGGAACAAAUGGUAUCAUCUCCACUCAAAAAUUUCCCCGAGAGACGCAGUACAUUGAUGAAAGCUUUCCAACCGAGUUCCCAGUGAUCGCCCCGUUUAUGGCAGAUAUUGACACCACCGGUGGUCGGGGCAAGAUUUAUUACCGAGAGGACGAUUCUGCUGAUGUCCUGAGACGAGCUGCUCAGGAAGUUCGGAGAGGAUUUCCUCAUGUCGAAUUUUAUCCUGCCAACUCAUUCAUCGUUACCUGGGAGGAUGUGGCUGCCCAUGAGGAACUGACUGCUAAUUCGAGACCUUCCAACAUGCUCAACACCUUCCAAGCAGUUUUGGCAUAUGAUUCCAAAAACGCAUAUGCCAUAUUUCUUUACCCAGAAGAUGGGCUUAACUUUUUUGGCAGUCACUACAAGGAGCCUUAUGGUAUGCAGAUGGCCCUUUCUGCUCAAGUGGGUUUCUGCAGAGGGGAAAUUGGUUUCAUACUCUGGAAGACAGAUGGACCAUAUUACUCAGUAACAAGCGAUGAACAAUCUGUGAAAAAUCUUCAUCAGUCUGGCAAUGUUGGCAUUUCUGGAGUGUGGCUGUUUCACAUUGGUAAUGCCUCUGGUCUUAGUAACAUAGAACCAGCAGAGGUUGGCGUGAAUUCUGCAGAAGAGCCGCCUGUCAUAGACAGUACCCUCAAUAAUCAAGGCAGGAUCACUGGUCAUGACGUGUAUAAUGAAGCUGAUGUUUUUACUGAAUCAUAUUAUGAUGAAGAUGAAGUCACACCCCCUACACUUGAACAAGUGUAUCCCAAACCUAAUCCAGACAUUUUAAUCCCAGAUCAUGAGGAUCAUGAUUUCUCACCAAAUCUAGACAUCCUUGAAACUGAUGUAUUUCCAGAUGUGUUUCCAAGUGCAAACCCACCAUAUCCUGAGCUGGAGGGUGAAUCGUAUCCUGAGCCUGAAAUUCAUACACACUAUGGAGCAAUUGGACCAGUUCUACCUCAUCCAGAGUCAAGUGAAAAUGAACCACACCCUCGGAUUCCAUCACAUGAAGGGGGAGAUGUACAGUCUGGUCCUGUAACAGAUUCUAAUACUCACAGAAACCCAUCAAAUGGAGUUCAGUUACAACAUUUAGACAAUGAGGGUGUACAGUCCAACUUUGGUUCUACCUAUCCUGAGGGUGAUGUUUUAAUACCUAAAAGUUUUCCAGUCCCAAGAAACAAUCCAUCUCAUGACCGCAGUAUAUCUGUUGUGAAUGUUGAAGAAAACAUUCCCCAAACUCACGUAUUUACCUAUAACACUCCCAAUAAAGACACUUGUGCAAGGCACCAGAGUGAAUGUUCUAAGGAUGCAUACUGCACAGAUUACCCCACUGGAUAUUGCUGUCACUGCGAACAACAAUUCUAUGGAAAUGGCAAGCAUUGUCUAGCACAAGGUGCUACUCAACGAGUGAAUGGAAAAGUAAGCGGGAGACUUUUGGUUGGACGGACAUCUGUGGAUUUUAAUAAUGUUGAUCUUCACGCCUACAUAGUAGUGACUGAUGGCAGGGCAUACACAGCUAUUAGCCAUAUUCCUCAACUGGCAGCAAUGGCUCUGAUGCCAAUAUCUGCUAUUGGUGGCCUUUUUGGAUGGCUUUUUGCUCUAGAAAAACCACAGUAUGAAAAUGGUUUCAGUGUUACUGGUGCAAAAUUUAUUCAACGAGCAGAAGUCACCUUUUCUCCCGGAAAUGAAAAAAUAAGCAUAACUCAACGAGCAGAUGGCCUUGAUGAGAAUAAUUAUUUAAGCGUUAAGACAAACAUACAGGGACAGCUGCCAGAAAUUCCUUUAGAUGCUACAGUUGAAGUUGAACCGUAUAAAGAACUUUACUACUAUACCACCUCAGCUGUGACAUCUAGUGCUUAUAGAGAAUAUGUAGUUACCUCUCCUAGUACUGGGUCUCGAAGGCUUUCCUACCAGCUGCGACAGAAUAUAACCUACCAGGACUGCAUCCACAGCCCACGACACACCCGAGCUACUCAACAACUUGGUGCUGAUCGUGUGUUUGUCCUGUACACUGAAAAUGAAAGAGUACUCAGAUACGCUAUGACAAAUCAGAUUGGACCUAUAGAAGAUAAGCCUGAAGCAACAAGCCCAUGCUAUGAUGGGAGCCAUGAGUGUGAUACGUCUGCACAGUGCAGUCCAGGAGUGGGAACACAGUAUACCUGUGAAUGUGCAGCUGGGUACCAGGGAGAUGGCAGAAACUGUAUUGACAUAGAUGAAUGUGCUGAAGAUUACAACAGAUGUGGUAGCCAUGCUGCUUGUAUCAACUUUCCAGGAAGGUACAGAUGUGAAUGCCAGACAGGUUAUCGUUUUGCAACAGAUGGUCGCACAUGUGUCCCAAUUGCACCAGUGGUUAACCCCUGUGAAGAUGGUCAUCACAACUGUGACUCAGCAGAACGGGCACGGUGUAUCCAUCAUGGAGGAUCUGAAUUUAGUUGCCAGUGCCUCCCAGGAUACACAGGGAAUGGGUAUGCAUGUUUUGAUGUUGAUGAAUGCACUGGAAACAGAUGCCACAGAAAUGCAGCAUGUCAUAACACUCCAGGCACGUUUUACUGUCUGUGCAAUCCAGGAUAUGCAGGAGAUGGUUUUCAGUGUGCACCAGCAGCUGUAACAACACGUCCAAAGACUCCUUGUGAGUUUGAGAGGGACAGACUAUCUGGUGGAGAAUAUGGUCCUAGAGGUCCUCGCCCUCCUAUUGUUGGCCAUCAUAUUCCUCAGUGUGACGAGAAUGGGAAUUACAGCCCUAGGCAAUGCCACUCUUCUACUGGCUAUUGCUGGUGUGUGGACACAAACGGACAGGAGAUCCAUGGGACAAGAACCCCACCUGGCACAACUCCUUCACGCUGUGGACCACCAGAGCCGAGACCACAAACUGUUUGUGAACGCUGGAAACAGAGCAUCCUAGAACACUAUGGUGGAAGAGCCAGUGAGGAUCAGUACGUGCCACAGUGUGAUGAGUUUGGAAACUUCCACCCACUGCAAUGUCAUGGAAACAGUGGUUACUGCUGGUGUGUGGAUAAGGAUGGCAGAGAAAUUCCAGGAACCAGAACAACGCCCGGAGUCCCUCCAGCUUGCAUUCCAAGUGUUGCUCCUCCAACUGUUCGGCCAACUCGACGUCCUGAUGUAGUCAUCCCACCAACAGGCACUUUUCUCUUGUAUGCACAGGGACAACAGAUUGGAUACUUACCUCUUAGCGGCACCAGAUUUGAUACAAAAGAAGCUAAAACGUUACUGGCUCCUCAUGGCUCAAUAGUUGUGGGGAUUGACUAUGAAUGCAACGGAAAAAUGGUCUACUGGACAGAUGUUGCUGGACGAUCCAUCAGUCGAGUCAGUUUGGAACCUGGUGCUGAACCAGAGGUUAUCAUCAGCUCAGGACUGAUAAGUCCAGAAGGAAUAGCCAUUGACUAUCGCCACAGAACCAUGUACUGGACAGACAGUGGACAUGAUAAAAUUGAAAAAGCUGAUCUAGAUGGGCAACACAGAAGAGUACUUUUUGACACAGACCUAGUAAAUCCCAGAGCCAUUGUAGUAGAUCCUAUCAGAGGAAAUCUUUACUGGACAGAUUGGUAUCGUGAAGCACCUAAAAUCGAAGUAUCAUCUUUAGAUGGAACAAAUCGAAGGAUGUUGGUGAAUACAGACCUUGGCCUACCCAACGGCUUAACCGUCGACCUGCUUACUGGUGAAGUCUGUUGGGCAGAUGCAGGAACAAAGAAGUUGGAAUGUAUUUUGGCAAAUGGACAAGGAAGACACACAAUACACAGUAACCUGAACUACCCAUUUGGAAUUGUACGAUAUUUAAAUCAGUUCUACUACACUGACUGGAGAAGGGAUGGGAUUAUAAAUGUAAGCAAAGAACACAGUCAGCUAACUGAAUAUUUACCACAGCAGAGGUCGCAUGUAUAUGGCAUAACAGUAGCCUAUCCAUACUGCCCUUCAGGGAGAAAGUAACAUUCUGCAUCGAAGGAAAAUCAUGUUAAUGGUAGAUCAUAAUGAAGAGGUCUUUUAGCCUGACAGCGGCUAAUGUAGACAAAUCUGAGAUGGACUCUAUUCACAAACCAAAGAGACUGAUCACACAUGGAAUUAUUACAAGUGCCAUAUAAGAAACACACUGUUCAAUUAGCAAGUUUUAUAAUUUCUUUAAAGAUGUGUACCUCAUUUUUACUACUGUAUCGUUUUGAAAACACACCUAAUCUGAGGGGUAGUGAUCAUUUACUUAAAGGAUUAUUACUCUGUUUUGCUGGCUCUGUCAAUGUUUUUGCAGUUUAACUCCCAGACCUCUAAAACCGUUUCAGUAUUUUGUAAACAAAGUGCAGUGAAUUCAUUUUUCUCAAUUAAAAAAAUUAAAGUAACUACCAAAUGUUUAAAACCCAAGCAGCUGUUUUUUAAACAAAAAAUGUUUUGUAUAUUAAAAGGUGCUACAUUAUGCAAUAAUGUUUUAUAAAUUGUAAUGACUGCUUCUGGGGACCACAUGUGACUUUUCUGUGCCCUUACAGUGUUGUGCUGUCACUGAGUGAGAAACUGGUCAAAAUCACUCCCUUCCCUCAAAUAAUCUGUCUUGCAGUUUGUUGUGGUAGUAUUUAUAAUAGAAUGCCAUAAUAAAAGAAUGUACUUAAAACAGUUUUUCUUUGGAGAAGUGAAAAAAUAAAAAAAAUGACCAGUGCUAAGUUUACAGGACUGUAACAUCAUGGACCAAAGCCAUUAUUUCUCACUUGCCAGUCUGCAGCAUUACACAUCAUUUAACUGUUAACUGAAAUAAACUUCUUUUUUUACAUAA